This is a messenger RNA of Nipponia nippon (crested ibis), 1669 nucleotides long. The record is from RefSeq and is a predicted model, not a curated record. Lineage: Eukaryota; Metazoa; Chordata; Aves; Pelecaniformes; Threskiornithidae.
UGCAUGAGGCUGGUGCUUGCCCGAGAGCCACCCAGCGCCCGCACUGACGCUUGAGGCAGCGCCGGGAGCCAUGUCGGGUUCCUACGACGAGUCGGCGGCAGCCGCAGAGGAAACAACGGACAGCUUCUGGGAGGUGGGGAACUACAAGCGCACAGUGAAGCGGAUCGAUGACGGGCACCGGCUCUGCAAUGACCUUAUGAACUGCAUGCACGAGCGGGCCAAGAUCGAGAAGUCCUACGCCCAGCAGCUCACCGACUGGUCCAAGCGGUGGAGGCAGCUCAUCGAGAAAGGUCCCCAGUACGGCAGCCUGGAGAAGGCGUGGGGUGCCAUCAUGACGGAGGCGGACAAGGUGAGUGAGCUGCACCAGGAGGUGAAGAACAGCCUGCUGAAUGAUGACUUCGAGAAGGUCAAGAACUGGCAGAAGGACGCCUACCACAAGCAGAUCAUGGGAGGCUUCAAGGAGGCCAAGGAGGCUGAGGACGGCUUCCGGAAAGCCCAGAAGCCCUGGGCCAAGAAGCUCAAGGAGCUGGAGACAGCCAAGAAAGCCUACCACCUGGCAUGCAAGGAGGAGAAGCUGGCGAUGACCCGGGAAGCCAACAGCAAGGCAGAGCAGUCCAACACCCCCGAGCAGCAGAAGAAGCUCCAGGACAAAGUGGAAAAGUGCAAGCAAGAUGUGCAAAAGACUCAGGAGAAGUACGAGAAGGUGCUGGACGAGCUGAACAAGUGCACCCCGCAGUACAUCGAGAGCAUGGAGCAGGUCUUUGAGCAGUGCCAGCAGUUUGAGGAGAAGAGGCUCAACUUCCUCAAGGAAGUGCUCCUGGACAUCAAGAGGCACCUGAACCUGGCCGAGAGCAACAGCUACGCCAACGUCUACCGGGAGCUGGAGCAGACCAUCCGCCUCUCGGACGCACAGGAGGAUCUGCGGUGGUUCCGCAGCACCAGUGGCCCUGGGAUGCCCAUGAACUGGCCCCAGUUCGAGGAGUGGAACCCGGACCUGACGCACACGAUAACACGGAAGGAGAAGCAGAAGAAGGGCGAGGGGGUGACCCUGACCAACGCCAGCAGCGCGGGCGAGACAGGGGCACCAGCGGGCGAGCGUGGGAGUGUGAGCAGCCACGACCGCGGGCAGACCUACAGCGCCGAGUGGUCCGACGACGAAGGCAGCAACUCCUUCAACACCAGCGAGGCCAAUGGCGGCACCAACCCCUUCGACGAGGAGUCAGUGGGGAAGGGCGUGCGGGUGCGGGCUCUGUACGACUACGAUGGGCAGGAGCAGGAUGAGCUCAGCUUCAAAGCAGGUGAUGAACUAACCAAACUCGGUGAAGAAGACGAGCAAGGAUGGUGCAAAGGGCGCUUGGACAACGGGCAGCUAGGUCUCUACCCCGCCAACUACGUGGAGGCAAUCUAAGUCUUGUGGUGUGCUCCUCAUCGCCGUCAGCAGAUAAAUCCACCCUCCGUUGUCUCCAUCUCUCCACCAGCCAACCAGCCAUUUUGCUGUCUGGUCACUCCUCACAGUUAGAGAUUCAGACAUAUUUUCCAACCAAGCUUUUAUUUUUUUAAGAGUUGUCUCCGAAGAGUAUUUUGCAUAGUUGCUUUCUUCUUCUAAGCUAACGUGAAGCGAAAGAUGACGUUGUCUGUUCGUCUACGUUAGUUGAUUUUUUUCCGAGCG